UGCACUCCGGAAACUGAAUUGAUUAAUGAACAAUGCUCGGCGUACAUCUUACAUAACAGGGCCAAGGCACCACCGAUUUUUUCUCCACUUUGAUUGUAAAUGAAAAGUGUAUCCACGGCGACGCCGCAUCCGAACCUGGCAAGUCCCACCCGGUCUCACCAUCACUUACCUGAUCAUCGUACCUCAAAUCCAUCUGAGGGUGAAAAAGUGUCCGAGCGAUGGACCAGCCAAGUCACUGACGUCGGUAGCUUCCCAGCUUCUUCACUCAGUAGAUCGGGCAUCACUCCAAUGCACUUUGGCAGUGCUCUCCGAGCAUUGGUUGAGUGUAGAUAUAAGGAACCUGAUUUGGUCGCCUCACCUUCUGCACGCGGACCUCAGAUUAAAUAAGUCGUCGAUGGUUCCAAGAUCAACAUGGACUUUUGCCAAGAUCCGUUCUACAACUCGUCCCUGACGUGGAACACCACCACACCCGACCUCACGCAAUGCAUGCAAGACACCCUCCUCACGGGUCUGCCAUGCCUCUUCUUCCUCCUCACCGAGCCCUUUUGGAUCAUCUACAAGAUCUAUUACUACUCCAUUCAGAGUUUCCCCAUUUCGCGGGAUUCGAGGAACAAGUGGGGCUGGCUCUUCUUGAUCAAAGUGGUGCUAAACCUCGUGCUGAUCUUAAACCUCAUCCUCCAGAUCUGGAACCAGAGCCACGAUGAGUUCUAUGGCUCUGAGGUUUUCCGUUUCAUGGCCAUGAUGGGUACGAUCGUACUCAUGUUGGUGGCCAUGGUGGUGGAAAAAUGGAACAAAAUCCACACCUCGCCCCCCAUGUUCUUGUUCUGGGGGUUGUUGCUCUUGGUGAAGAUACCCACGGUCAAGGAUCACGUGCACCAUCUGACCAAUGACCCCACUGACGCCAUGUACUGGGCUUUGGCCCUCACCUACUACCCGGUGUUCCUUAUCCAGAUCAUAUGCCAUUGUUGGGCGGACCACUCCAACAUGGAUGAUGUCGCCCAAAAACCGCCCGAGAGUGUCGCGUCAUUUCCCGCCACCAUUUUCUACACCUGGAUCGACCCACUCAUUUGGACUGGAUUGAAAGCCCCCUUGACAUUGGACCAAGUUCCACCCCAGCCGCAAUACGUCACGGUAUCGUAUGUGAUCCAGGAUUUUCUAAACCAAUGGUCGCGAAAGGUGUCCAAGAUUGAGAAAAACUUCAUCAAGGACCGUGAUCCGGCAGGCGAGAAACACGUCAAGAUUCUCGAUGUUCUGUUCGCCACUUAUGGAAAACGUUUCUUUCUGAUCUUUCUCUUGGGCACGAUCAACUUCACCUUGAUAUUCGUGGGUCCAAUAAUGCUCAAGCUCCUGAUUCAACACGUCCAGAGUACAGAGGAGGCGUGGAAGGGAUUCGCCUAUGUGAUCCUGAUCUUCGCCAAUGCCUCCUUGCAGUCCUUGCUGAACCAUCAAUUCCUCCAACAGACUGUGAUCAGCGCCCAACAGAUUCGGGCCAGCUUGAGUUCGAUGAUCUAUAGGAAGACCUUAAAACUGUCCAAUUUGGCACGGAAGAAAUUCACAAUGGGCGAGAUCACCAACUUCAUCUCCACCGACAUUCAAACAUUGGGGAUGACCAUUCCCUACAUGAACAACGUGUGGGUGGCACCCAUGAAGAUCAUCAUAGCGAUGUUCUUUUUGUACGAAGAGCUCAAGUCGGUGGCUUUCAUCGGAGUGGGUAUCAUGGCUGUCCUCCUUCCACUGAAUUAUUGGAGUUCGGUGAUUAUCAAAAAAAUGCGCAAGAACCAGAUGGAAGCCAAGGAUGGUCGAAUCAAGCUGAUGAACGAAGUUCUCAAAGGCAUGAGGGUCUUAAAGUUGUAUGCUUGGGAGCUCCCGUUCAUGGACAGGAUCAACGCCAUUCGACUCACCGAAGUGAAGCUCAUGAAGUCCUUGGCCAAGAUUUAUGCCAUUUCAAAUUUCACCCUGAAUUCCGGACCAACCCUCAUCACCAUUGCUUGCUUUGGAUUGUACACGGUGUUCCAACCCGGAGAAGUCCUGACCGCUGACAAGAUCUUCGUGUCGAUUGCCUUGUUCAAUAUCAUUCGCAUGUCCAUGGUCAUGUUGCCAUGGGCCAUUGUGGCUCUACUGAAGGCUUUCGUGUCCUUGAAACGCAUUGCUGAUUUUCUGAACGCCAAUGAGUUGGACCCCGAGGCCGUUGGCAAAGAGACGGAGAGUGAGGAAAAUGCCAUUGAAAUUGCCAAGGGAUCUUUCACCUGGACUGAGGAGGAAGAUCAGACCACGCUGAAGGAUAUCAACGUUCAGAUUCGUAAAGGCUCUUUGGUAGCAGUGGUGGGCGUGGUUGGAGCCGGUAAGAGUUCGUUAUUGAGCGCCAUCUUGGGCGAGAUGGAGAAGACCGACGGUCACAUCAAUCAAAGUGGCACUUUGGCCUACGUUCCACAGCAGGCUUGGAUCCAAAACAUGACUCUCAAGAACAACAUUCUCUUUGAGAAGCCGUUCCAUGGGAGCAGAUACAAGAGAACCUUGGAAGCUUGCGCUCUCAAGGACGACCUCGACAUACUUAUAAGCGGAGAUGAGACCGAGAUUGGCGAGAAUGGGAUCAACUUAUCCGGAGGUCAGAAGCAAAGAGUGUCGGUGGCCAGGGCGGUUUACUCCGAUUCGGAUGUCUACCUUCUGGAUGACCCACUGUCAGCAGUUGACGCUCACGUGGGCAGGCACCUGUUUGACAAGGUGUUCAGUUCAAAGAGCGGAAUCUUGAAGGAUCGAACCCGAGUUCUGGUGACUCACAACGUGAGCUUCUUGGAUCAAAUGGAUCUAAUCUUGGUGAUGCGGAAUGGAACCAUUGCUGAACGAGGAUCAUACUCGCAAUUGAAGGAAAGUAAAGGGGCGUUCAGCGAAUUUUUGGAGCAAUAUGCAAAUCAGCCAGUGAAUGAAGAGAUCGUCGAAGACCACGAAAAGGACAAAAAGCUUCAAGUGAAGCCUGUCAAGGCCCGACAAAUUCCACCCAGAGCAAGACGGAUGUCUCAGACACUAAGUUGUUCACCAGCUUCGCCGUUCAUCAAGUACUUGAGUUCCUCUGUAGACGCACCUUUGCCUGAUGAUAUCUUAGCCGAAGAAGAGGAGGAGCCUUUAAUUGAGGCCACGGAUGACUCCACGAGUUAGACCGUGACAUCUCGACGCGGGUCCAAGGUCAAUGAUCCAUUGGCUGGCCGUCUGGUUGAUGACGAGGAGGCCAUGAUUGGGAAGGUGAAUUGGAAGGUCUACUUGAGCUACAUGAAAGAUCUGGGAAACAUCAUCAGUAUCAUCUCCUUUCUUUUGUACCUCGUUGGCCAAGGCUUGGAGUCUGGAUCCAGCUAUUGGUUGUCGUUUUGGGCCGAUUCGAACGGAGCAGAUCCCGUCCAUGCCAAUGACAACACUCCAUUCUAUCUGGGAGUGUACUCGGGCAUUGGUGCACUCCAAAUUGUGAUCAUGAUAUUCCGUGAGAUUGUCCUGUUCAUUGCAUGUGCUGACGCUUCGAAUCUUAUUCACGCUCGAUUAUUGUCCAAAGUAGUUAGCAGUCCAAUGUCGUUUUUCGAUACCAAUCCCAUCGGACGGAUCGUCAAUCGCUUUUCUGCCGAUAUCGGAACCGUCGACGACGGAAUUCCUUUCCAAAUAUCGCUCCUAUUCGAGUGCUUCACCAGUAUCGCUACGGUUUUGGCCCUGAUCUGCUACUCGCUCCCAAUCUUCAUGACCGUGAUUCUGCCUCUGGCAUUGAUGUACUAUGGUAUCCAACGAUGCUACAUCUCGACCACUCGCCAAUUGCAAAGGAUCGAGUCCAUCGUCAUCUCACCCAUAUUUGCUCACUUCGGCGAUUCCUUAAACGGGGUCCAAUCCAUCCGGGCCUACAGGCAAGAGGAGCGGUUCAUCCUCGAGUCCGAGAAACGGGUGGAUAAGGGCGUGCAACUUCACUACAUGUGCGUCAUGAUGAACCGUUGGCUGGGAGUUCGGAUCGAGUUUCUUGCCAACUUGGUUGUGUUCUUCGUGGCCCUUUUUGCUGUAUUAUCCCGGGGCACCAUCUCGCCCGGACUCACGGGCUUGGCCAUCACCUUUUCCUUGAAUGUCACGGGGAUGCUGAAUUGGCUGAUUCGAGCCGUAUGUGAUAUGGAAACCGACGCAGUGGCUUUAGAACGUAUCCUGGAGUACUCAGAAAAUCCUCAAGAAGCAGAUUGGGCUCUACCUGAGGACGACAAGCAUUCGGAUUUCCCCAUGGAAGGACAGAUCGAGUUCUCAAAGUAUCAAACAAGAUACAGAGAGGGAUUGGAUCUAGUUCUCAAGGAUGUUUCCAUGCGGAUUCAACCCAAGGAAAAGAUUGGAAUCUGUGGCCGCACGGGUGCAGGAAAGAGUAGCCUGACACUGGCUCUCUUCAGGAUCAUCGAACCUGUCUCGGGCAAGAUCCUUUUGGACGGAAUCGACGUGAACACCCUCGGCCUUCAUAAGCUGAGAGGGGGCCUCACCAUAAUUCCCCAAGACCCCGUGCUUUUCACCGGUAAUGUUCGAUUUAACUUGGAUCCCACCGAAGAGAAUACUGAUAACCAGAUCUGGCAAGCAUUGGAGCAUGCCAAUCUAAAAGCCCACAUUACCUCCUUGACCAAUGGGUUGGACCAUGAGGUGUCGGAAGGCGGAGACAACUUUUCGGUGGGACAACGUCAGCUCUUGUGCUUAGCUCGAGCUUUGCUUCGAAAGACAAAAAUUCUGAUCCUUGACGAGGCCACCGCCGCCGUUGACCUCGAGACCGAUGAUCUCAUCCAGGCCACAAUCCGGAAGGAAUUCGCGGACUGCACUGUUCUUACCAUUGCUCACCGUCUUAACACCAUAUUGGACUCGGACAGAGUCGCUGUUUUUAGCGAAGGCAAACUGGUGGAACUGGACUCACCACAAAGCCUUAUGGACAAGCAUGAUUCCGUGUUUAGAGGCUUGGCCAAAAAUGCAGGUCUUGUAUGAAAUGAAUGAAAUGAAAUGAUCAAAUAAAUAAAACUCACUCACCCUUCUGAAUCGCCUCGAGUUGUGUUUGUUGAUUUUGAGGGGGUAUUUUUCAACAUCUGGUUCCACUUGAAUUUCAG
Messenger RNA from Tigriopus californicus, 5090 nucleotides. Its product is annotated as multidrug resistance-associated protein 1-like. Lineage: Eukaryota; Metazoa; Arthropoda; Copepoda; Harpacticoida; Harpacticidae. Gene Ontology annotation, cellular component: membrane. The record is from RefSeq and is a predicted model, not a curated record. Gene Ontology annotation, molecular function: ABC-type transporter activity; ATP binding; ATP hydrolysis activity. The transcript is spliced from 2 exons. Gene Ontology annotation, biological process: transmembrane transport.